This is a messenger RNA of Rhodotorula graminis WP1, 1434 nucleotides long. RefSeq lists its product as uncharacterized. Gene Ontology annotation, molecular function: GTPase activity; GTP binding; translation elongation factor activity. The coding region runs from base 1 to 1311 and encodes 436 amino acids. Gene Ontology annotation, biological process: translational elongation. The record is from RefSeq and is a predicted model, not a curated record. NCBI's taxonomy places the organism in Eukaryota, Fungi, Basidiomycota, Microbotryomycetes, Sporidiobolales, Sporidiobolaceae. The transcript has 6 exons.
AUGGCCGCCUUGCUCGACCGUACCCUCACCCGGCUCCGCGGCGAGAUCGUUCUCCAGAGCCGCAUCGCCGUCGUCGGCAACGUCGACGCCGGCAAGUCGUCCCUCCUCGGCGUCCUCACCCGAGGUCGGCUCGACGACGGCCGCGGGCGAGCUCGCGUCAGCCUGUUCCGGCACAAGCACGAGGCCGAGUCGGGCCGCACGUCGUCAAUCGGCAACGAGAUCGUCGGGUGGGACGCGCGCGGCCAGAUCAUCGUCCCCGCCGAGCACAUGAGCGCCUUCAAGGUCGUCAGUUUCUCCGACCUCGCCGGGCACGAGCGCUACCUCGCGACGACGCUCGCCGGCCUGACGGGCACCGCACCCGACUUUGUCCUCCUCAUCGUCGGCGCCAACGCCGGCCUGAUCGGCAUGUCCAAGGAGCACCUCUCGGUCGCACUAGCGCUGUCGCUCCCGAUCGUCGUCGUCAUCACCAAGGUCGACAUGACGCCUGCGCCCGUGUACGAGCAGACCGUCAAGCAGCUCGUCAAGAUUCUCAAGAGCCCCGGGUGCCGCAAGAAGCCCGUCUUUGUCAACGAUGAGGGCAUGGCGUGCGAGCUCGCGUCGGGCUUUGCGGCCGAGAAGGCGUGCCCGAUCUUCCGGGUCAGCAACUUGACGGGCGAGGGACUCGGCUUGCUCAGAACCUUUCUCAACGUCGUGCGCCCCGCCAACACCGAGCAGCUGUACCCGGUGCACGCCGACUUCGAAUUCCAGACGUCCGAGGUCUACUCGGUCCCGUUCGUCGGCACGGUCUUGUCGGGUGUCAUCCUGUCGGGCUCGGUCCGCCCCGGGCAGACGAUGUGGCUCGGGCCCGACGCGGUCGACUCGUUCAUCCCGGCGACGAUCAAGUCGAUCCAGCGCAAGCGCGUCGCCGUCGAGUACGCCGAGGCCGGGCAGGCCGUCACGCUCGCGCUCAAGCGCAUCAAGCGCGUCCAGGUGCGCAAGGGCAUGGCCAUGCUCGCCAAGAAGACGGACCUGCCGCCGGUCGCGACGCGCCGGUUCGAGGCGCAGGUCCUCAUCCUGUACCACAACACGAUGAUCACGAGCCGGUACCAGGCCAUGGCGCACAUCGGCGCGAUCCGCCAGACGGUCCAGGUCGAGCACAUCGUCGACAAGCAGGCGAUCCGCACGGGCGACCGGGCGACGCUCCAGCUGCGCUUCAUGCGCGCCGCCGAGCACAUCCACGUCGGCGAGCGGCUCUUGUUCCGCGAGGGGCGCACCAAGGCGCUCGGCGUCGUCACCAAGCUCCUCGACGACAAGCCGCCGACGUCGACCUGAGGAGCGGGCGCACUUGCGCGCGCGAGCCUCUCUGUCUCUUGAUUUUGGCCUGCCGCUCCCCUGUCUUCUCUCGCACGCUUGUCGUAUCGCGCAGUCUCCUCUUGCAAUGUCGUUGUGCCCGUC